Molecule: messenger RNA, 473 nt
Organism: Prorocentrum cordatum
Lineage: Eukaryota; Dinophyceae; Prorocentrales; Prorocentraceae
Source: the annotation of a GenBank genome assembly
AUGCAGAUGCACAGAUGCACACAUACACACAUAGACACAUAUGAGGUGCAUGCCCUCCUCAGUAUCCUCGAUGUCGCUGCCCUCCUCGCCCCCCUCGAUGGCCACCGCUCCGGCGAGAGGAACGGCUCUAUAUUCGCCAGCGUCGCCGACAUUCUGGACGGCAGCACGGAGCUCCACCCGGGCGCUCCCUGCGAAUUCCACAUCUGCGAGGACGACUCGGGCCUAGGAGCCGAGGAGAUCAUAGAGACGGGCCCGCCGGACCCGGCAGCGAUCCCGCAGGAAAAGGGCAAGUCAGGGCCCAAGGGCGCGGGGAAGCCUGCCGGGAAGGCCUUUGGCAAGCCCGCCAGCCCUUGGGGCGGCGACAAGGGCUUCGGCAAGGCGCCGACCAAGGCGUACUCGAAGGGCUGGGGCGAGCCCUACGGCGGUAAGGGCGGCGCCUACAGCGGCGGAAAGGGCAAGGACCUCGCGUUGUG